Molecule: messenger RNA, 935 nt
Organism: Sinocyclocheilus grahami
Lineage: Eukaryota; Metazoa; Chordata; Actinopteri; Cypriniformes; Cyprinidae
Product: dipeptidase 1-like
Exons: 4
Coding region: 1-483 (160 amino acids)
Biological process (GO): proteolysis
Molecular function (GO): metallodipeptidase activity
Source: RefSeq, a predicted model, not a curated record
AUGUUUCUAUUUCAGAAAGAAAAGAGAGGGAUUGUCAUGGUUAAUUUUUAUAAUGACUACGUAACAUGCAAACAAGCUGCUAACAUCUCAGAUGUUGCUGAUCACUUUGACCAUAUCAAGAAAGUGGCUGGUUCUAGUAUCAUUGGAUUUGGUGGCGAUUAUGACGGUGUGCCAAGGGUGCCAGAUGGUCUAGAGGAUGUAUCAAAGUAUCCAGACCUGGUGGCUGAACUUCUUAGGCGCAAAUGGUCAGAGGAUGAGAUCAGAGAUUCUCUGGGACGAAACCUGCUGAGAGUGUUCAGCGAAGUGGAGGAAGUAAGAGAUCACCUAAAUGGUACCAAACCAGAUGAUAUACCCAUCCCUCUUAAAGAAGUUCAAAAUCCCUGCAGGACAGACUUUGGUUAUCAAGAUACAUCCAGUUCAACAUGCAUAAAAUCUUUCUAUCCGCUAGUCUUGAUUCUGACACUACUGAACAAGUUAUUAUAACCAACCCCUCAGUUGACUGUAUACUCCUGUAGUACUGUUUUUGGAGUAUGCAAAGGAUCUCUGAUAAAGGCCUGUAGAGAAAUUCUGUAAGGGAACAUUUUAGAGAGCAAGUGUUUUUAAGAUAAAUUAGACAUGUAAUUAUUUGAAAAUUGCCAAUUUUCUGUUCAGUGUCAUGCAAGUCAAACGUGUGAACAGCUAUUUUUUAUUAUUGCUAUUUUCCAUAUUUUACAAAAAUAACAAAGUCAAAGUCAAAACUAUGAAAUAAUACAAAGGGAAGCAUGGGCAUUAUGCAAUGACUGAAAAAGCAAACUGAAAACAUCAGUAUUUGUGCCCUGUUUCUAUAUUUGUCCUGUUAGAUUUGAUGGUUUUCUGUUGAUUUAUUAGAGGUGAAAACUAGCAAAUUAUAGGCAGCUUUAUUAUUAAAUGAUGAUACUGACCACUCUGUAUGACAA